GAUCAGGAUUAUGAUUGUUACAUCUGUGCGAGAGCGACACCUGGCUGGCGCGCACCCCGCUGCGGCUCUCGCAUCGGGGGUGGAAGUGGUGGUGAGUAGCAGCAGCAGCGGCCGGCCAGUAGCAGCAGUGGCAGUGACAGUGUCAGCAGGGGCGGUGGCAGCGCUGAUGGCAGGGAUUGUAACGGUGAAGACG
This is a messenger RNA of Monoraphidium neglectum, 193 nucleotides long. RefSeq lists its product as hypothetical. The record is from RefSeq and is a predicted model, not a curated record. NCBI's taxonomy places the organism in Eukaryota, Viridiplantae, Chlorophyta, Chlorophyceae, Sphaeropleales, Selenastraceae. The transcript has a single exon. The annotation marks the transcript as partial.